AAACAUUUGAAAAUAUUACACGAUUAAAUGAUCAUAUACAAAUGGAUCAUGAACAGAAAUCUGAAUAUCCAUGUUCAAUUUGUGGAAUUUUAUGUAAAACAAAAACUAUACUUAAAAGUCAUAAACGAAAACAUGCGCAACCAGAAGAAUAUUUAUGUCCGUAUUGUGGUAAAGUACUUAAAGAUGCAGCUUUUAUGAAAGAACAUUUGGGAUUACAUACAGGAGAAAAACGAUUUAACUGUAAAUAUUGUGAUUUAAAAUUUGUAUUUCGAACAGCAUUGUACAGUCAUAUGGUGACGCAUACUAAAAUAAGCAAGUAUAAAUGUAAAAUAUGUUUGAAAAGCUUUUGUCGAGCACAAAUUUUACGUCGUCAUCUACUCACACACGCAAAUGAAAAGAAAUAUGAUUGCAAAAUUUGUGGUUGGCGAUUUAGAGAUCCAUCUGAUAUGCGAAGACAUACACAAAUACAUUCAGGUUUAAAAGCACAUACUUGUGAAUUUUGUAAAAGAUCAUUUAUACGAAAAUAUCAAUUGACUGUGCAUUUACGUACGCACAUGGGAAUCAAACCAUUUGCUUGUACAGAAUGUGACAAGAAAUUUAGUCAAAAGCAUGUAUUACUUAGUCAUAUGAACAGGCAUCAUGAUAAAACAUAAAUUUUAUCAGUUUUAAGGUAGGUAUAGUAGUUAAUAUGAAG
Messenger RNA from Chrysoperla carnea, 694 nucleotides. Its product is annotated as zinc finger protein 121-like. The transcript has 4 exons. Gene Ontology annotation, molecular function: DNA-binding transcription factor activity, RNA polymerase II-specific; RNA polymerase II cis-regulatory region sequence-specific DNA binding. The coding region runs from base 42 to 653 and encodes 203 amino acids. The record is from RefSeq and is a predicted model, not a curated record. NCBI's taxonomy places the organism in Eukaryota, Metazoa, Arthropoda, Insecta, Neuroptera, Chrysopidae. Gene Ontology annotation, biological process: regulation of transcription by RNA polymerase II.